AUGGCCGACGCCGCCGCAAAGCCUCAGAGCCAGGCUGAGUUCAUCCUCUACACGACCCUCAGGAUCAUCGGCGUCCUCGUCUCAAUCUAUAUGUUCCUGAUGGGACUGGACAUGAUGGGCAGCUCUUUCCUUGUGCUCGGAGGCAAAGGUGCAGGAGACCUCUUCACGAUUGUGGACAACCCUGUGACAGGUUUAAUGGUGGGCAUUCUGGCGACCGUCCUGGUUCAGUCCUCCUCCACGAGCACCUCGAUCGUGGUUGGCCUGGUCGGAGCCGGGCAGGUGUCCGUGAAAUAUGCGAUUCCCAUUAUCAUGGGCGCAAACAUCGGCACGAGCGUCACCAACACCAUUGUGUCCAUGGCACAUGCUGGCGAGCGUCUGGAGCUCGAGCGUGCUUUCUCUGGCGCGACAGUACAUGACAUGUUCAACAUGCUGAGCGUGGCUGUGAUGCUCCCAGAGGAGGUCAUCCUUGGGGCCAUCACAGGGGAGGGUGGCAUCUUGUUCUACAUCUCGAAAGGCAUCACGGAGGGCGUUUUGGGAGAUGUCACAGACGUGACGUUCACAUCUCCAACCAAGUUCAUCGUGUCCCCUCUCACCGACGUCUUCGUUGACCCGAACAAGGAUGUGACAAAGGCUCUCUCUUUGGGCGCACCAGCGGCCCAAGCGAUGCCCACGGGCCUGACGGGCAGCUGCCCAAGCACCAUGGAUUGCAGCAACUACUUCUGUGUGUCGUCGGCCAUGACCAAGAACUGGAAGAAGGUGAACAAGGAGGCCUACGAGGCAUUGUCAGAGUGCAGCACCUACUUCCCGCUCUUGAAUCACGGCUGUGGCUCGGACACCUGCUACUUGGAGGCUGACAAAUUCUACACAGAGUCCAUCGAAGGCGGCACUGUCCUUGACGAGGGUGCCUUCUCCGGAAUGGGGGACGUUGCUGGUGGAAUCGUUGGCCUGAUCUUCUCCCUGAUCAUCAUCACUUUCUUCUUGUUCUGCCUUGUCAAGCUCCUGCAGACCCUGAUCAUGGGCACCGCUAAGAAGGUGAUCAUGCGCGCCACGAACAUGAACGACUACGUCGCCAUUCUUGUUGGCCUUGGCAUCACCUUUAUCGUCCAGUCCAGCUCGGUGACCACCUCCACACUGACGCCACUCUGCGGUGUCGGCGUGCUCCCGGUGCACAAGAUGCUUCCCAUGACUCUCGGGGCAAACAUCGGCACCACGUUCACAUCUAUGUUGGCAGCCCUCGCAGUGAUGAAGCCUGACAGCCUGCAGAUCGCCUUCGUGCAUUUGUUCUUCAACAUCAUCGGCAUCUUGAUCUGGUUUCCGGUGCCUUUCAUGCGACGAAUUCCCAUCAAGGCUGCCUGCUUGCUGGGAUUCUAUGCCUCCUACUGGCGAAUGGUGCCGCUCAUUUACAUCUUGGUAAUGUUCGUCGCCGUGCCAGGUGUCGUUCUGGCCAUCUCGCUGCUCUACGGAGCCAGCAUUGCCGGGGGCAUCGUCGUCACGUUGCUGGCCAUCGGCGUCGUCGCCGGCUUCAUUGCUUGGUGGUGGAUGGGCGGUUGCUAUAAGGUCGUCUCCAAGGAGCAGCGCGAGGAGCGUGCCGCCGAGAUGGCCGCAGAGAUGGGCGAGAAGCCUGCUGAGGCGGCCGCCGACGUUGCCGUGUAG
Molecule: messenger RNA, 1653 nt
Organism: Symbiodinium sp. CCMP2592
Lineage: Eukaryota; Dinophyceae; Suessiales; Symbiodiniaceae
Source: the annotation of a GenBank genome assembly